AUGGCUGAACAACAACUAGGAGUGCUCAAGGCACUCGAUGUUGCGAAAACUCAACUUUACCAUUUCACGGCGAUCGUUAUCGCCGGAAUGGGUUUCUUCACAGAUGCUUAUGAUCUGUUUUGCGUCUCUUUGGUGACCAAGCUUCUUGGCCGCAUCUACUACUUCAAUCCGUCGUCAGAAAAACCUGGCUCACUUCCCCCUCAUGUGGCCGCUGCGGUCAACGGUGUGGCUCUCUGUGGGACCCUUGCGGGUCAGCUAUUCUUUGGAUGGCUCGGUGAUAAACUCGGAAGAAAAAAAGUGUAUGGUAUCACUUUGAUCAUGAUGAUCAUGUGCUCCGUGGCAUCCGGUCUAUCUUUUGGUAACAAAGCCAAGGGUGUCAUGACCACUCUUUGCUUCUUUAGAUUUUGGCUGGGAUUUGGUAUUGGAGGUGACUACCCACUUUCUGCCACUAUUAUGUCUGAAUACGCUAACAAGAAGACACGUGGUGCUUUCGUCGCGGCCGUGUUCGCCAUGCAAGGUAUUGGCAUCUUAGCCGGAGGUUUCGUGGCACUUGCGGUCUCUUCCAUUUUCGACAAAGAGUUCCCAUCUCCGACCUAUGAAGUCGAUAGAGCUCUCUCAACGCCUCCACAAGCUGACUACAUUUGGCGAAUCGUCGUCAUGUUUGGUGGUAUACCCGCAGCUUUGACUUACUACUGGCGUAUGAAGAUGCCCGAAACUGCUCGUUACACCGCUUUGGUUGCAAAGAACGUCAAACAGGCGACACAAGACAUGUCCAAAGUUUUACAAGUGGAACUUGAGGUUGAGCACAGAGCAGAGGUUAUCGUUUCAGACCCAAGACUAAACUAUGGCUUGUUUUCCAAGGAAUUCGCCAAGCGUCAUGGUCUUCCCCUUCUCGGAUGUACCUCCACUUGGUUCUUGCUAGAUAUUGCUUUUUACAGCCAAAACUUGUUUCAAAAAGAUAUAUUUUCGGCUAUCGGAUGGAUUCCAAAGGCAGCAACCAUGAACGCAAUCGAUGAGGUUUUCAUGAUCGCUAGGGCACAAACUCUCAUUGCACUUUGCAGUACCGUUCCUGGUUACUGGUUCACGGUCGCAUUUAUUGAUAUCAUGGGAAGGUUUGCGAUCCAGUUAAUGGGAUUCUUCAUGAUGACUGUGUUUAUGUUUGCCAUUGCCUUUCCUUACGACCACUGGACCAAACCCGACAACCGUAUCGGAUUUGUGGUUAUGUACUCACUCACAUUUUUCUUUGCUAACUUUGGACCCAAUGCAACCACUUUUAUUGUCCCAGCUGAGAUUUUCCCAGCUAGGCUAAGGUCCACAUGCCAUGGAAUAUCAGCUGCAACAGGUAAGGCUGGAGCCAUUGUGGGAGCUUUCGGGUUCUUAUACGCCGCUCAGUCACAAGACAAGAACAAGACGGAUGCAGGAUACCCACCAGGCAUUGGAGUCAAGAACUCAUUGAUUGUGCUUGGUGUCAUUAACUUUAUCGGAAUGCUCUUUACCUUCCUUGUUCCUGAACCUAAGGGUAAAUCUCUUGAAGAGCUCUCCGGUGAGACUGAGGCUGAAAAAUGA
Molecule: messenger RNA, 1566 nt
Organism: Eruca vesicaria subsp. sativa (arugula)
Lineage: Eukaryota; Viridiplantae; Streptophyta; Magnoliopsida; Brassicales; Brassicaceae
Source: the annotation of a GenBank genome assembly